This is a messenger RNA of Aspergillus welwitschiae, 678 nucleotides long. RefSeq names its product RTA1 domain-containing protein. Gene Ontology annotation, cellular component: membrane. The transcript is spliced from 4 exons. Lineage: Eukaryota; Fungi; Ascomycota; Eurotiomycetes; Eurotiales; Aspergillaceae. The coding region runs from base 1 to 678 and encodes 225 amino acids. The record is from RefSeq and is a predicted model, not a curated record.
AUGGAUGAGGUUUUCAACCCAUCUCGUCAUUGGAAGCUACUGAUACACCGGCCGCGCCAUGUUGGCAUCUCAGUCUCCCCACUGGACUUCGGUCCGUACGUCAUGCAGAGCACCUUGCUGCUGGUUGCACCGGCUCUCUUCGCUGCGAGCAUAUACAUGGAGUUGUGUCAGAUCAUUGCCCUCGUGAAAUGGGGAGAGUUGGCAAUCAUCCGGGUGGGCUGGAUGACCAACAUAUUUGUUGCCGGAGAUAUGCUCAGCUUCUUGAUGCAAGUGUCGGGGGCGGGAAUCAUGGUCAAUGGCUCCCGGAGUAUGGGACAACAAAUCAUCGUGGGUGGUCUGAUCGUGCAGAUUGCUUUCUUCAGUUUCUUUGUCGUGAGCGCGCUGGUUGUCCUGGCUUGCAUAGCAAGUCGGCCAGCUGAGGAGUCGCGGUAUCCCUUGAUUCCCUGGAGGAAGCAUAUGUUCGCCUUGUACAGCUCGCGUGUUCUGAUCAUCGUCCGAUCGGUCUGUCGUGUAGUCGAGUAUAUAGAGGGCUCGGAUGGGUUCCUCCUGCAGCAUGAAGUGUUCAUUUACGUGCUGGAAGGACUGCUGGCGUUGUCCGUGUUGAUCGUUUUCGCUGCUAUCCAUCCGAGAGAAUUGGAGCUGUCGUCGCUUGUAAAUGUCCAGUUAUUGAAUCAAUGA